UGCGCGGCUGGGCGGGAAAAAGUGCCCGGCUUGACGGAUGGCGGGACAGUGACCGGGGCAAUGGCUGCCGGGCCGGGCCGGCGAGCCCCGCGCGGCUCGGGGAGGCCCGUCGGCAGCUCCCGGCCGCGGGUUCUCUCUCAUGGAGGAAAAGCCGAGGCCAAAGGUCUCACUUCAGGCAUGGCAGUGGGCCAGGCCCCGACCAGCCUCGCCUCCCCGGACACCGGCACUUGCGGAAUGAGUACAAGUACUUCCAAAGAAUGACUAGCACAUCCCAUGUAGAAGGUAAACAGAAUGCACUGAUAAUGGGUAAAAAAACCUGGUUCUCCAUUCCUGAGAAGAAUCGUCCUCUAAAAGGCAGAAUUAAUAUAGUGCUCAGCAGGGAGCUCAAGGAAACCCCACAAGGAGCACAUUAUCUUUCCAGAAGUCUUGAUGAUGCUUUAGCUCUUUUGGAUUCACCAGAGUUAAAAAGUAAAGUAGACAUGGUCUGGGUCGUCGGAGGCACUUCAGUUUACAAGGCAGCGAUGGAGAAGCCAAUGAAUCAUCGAUUGUUUGUGACAAGAAUUCUGCAGGAAUUUGAAAGUGACACAUUUUUUCCGGAGAUUGACUACAAAGAUUACAAACUUCUCACGGAGUACCCAGGUGUCCCUGCUGAUAUCCAAGAGGAGAAUGGCAUCCAGUACAAAUUUGAAGUGUAUGAAAAAGCUGUCUUGGCACAAUAAAUGAGGCUUUCUGUACUUCUGUGUUAAGGGCAGGCAUUUUAAAACAUGAAAUCUUACUGAGUGCAAAUAUAUAUUAAAUUAUUGCGAGAAAAUCCUGCUUGAUAGUAAUAAUACCUCAGUAGCGAAUGAUUCCAAAAAACACACCCCACCUUCUGAAUAUAUACCCUGAAGUGGAAAUGUGAGGGUGGACAGCAGCAUGAAAGAGGUAGCUCUAAGAAAUAUUGCAACUAAGGUUGCAUGAGACCUUGUGUUGAUCUUUACAAUCGAUGGCAGCAUCCCUAAGAAUUCCACAAGCAACAAAAGACAUCAGAACCUUUCUACCUAAACAGAGGUUUCAAGUGUCUCCUGAUUCAAAACAUCCAACACUGAGUUUAACAAGAAUGGUAUAUACAUUUGUAACAAUCUUUAAAACAUACCGAUGUAGAGGAAAAGGUAAGCAAGCGUAAGAAGAGAAAUGGAGACUGGAAGCCUCGGGCAGCUGUUGAGGGAUACAUUGAUCCUUCAUGGAAGUCUUCUUGUUAUCUUAACCAUCCUGGGUACACAGCCUUCAUCAAGCCUUUUGGCUGAAAACACUGACUUAAAAAUUAAUCUAAUUGAUAAAGAAGUUUUAACAUUUCCAUUAACUUCACACCUGUGUAAGGGGUUGCUGCUCUUAUAAAAAUUUGCUGUGUCAGUUUAACCAUGGCCACUUUGCAUUAUAAGAACAUAAGCAUUGCUUUCUUAACAGAAUCUGUGUUCUUAUGUCCCUUCUAAAUGUUAUCAGUGCAGAUGCAGAGUGUUAAUUUGUUGAUGUGAUUUUGAAUAUUCUGUGUCACAUACAAAUACGGAUUAUAAGCAGAUAGUGGGGUCCUGUUUCCUCUUUCAUUAAACAUAGCUAGUAUAAUAAUGUUUUGCAUUGCUGUUCUCUAAAAAUAAUGCGCAAUAUAUUGAUACUAUAGUAACACUGAUUCUAAUGGAAUACAAUGCCACGUGUUGACUAAAGGUUGUUAUGGCCAGUAUGAUCACAACAUGACCAGUAAUACAGCCUGUUGGUAUAUUCUGGCUGUGGGCAGUUGGUCAGACAGAAGAGGGCUCCAUAUACGAAGUGUCACAGAGAGGAGCUGGGUCAUACCGUGCCCAUCAGUGCUUCCUCCGGCUGCAGCUGCCACGCUGAGAGUGGUGGCCUGCAGGGAGGGAGUUCUGCCUCCCUUUCUUUUCAGAUCAGCCUGAGACCAGACAAGUGAAAAAAAAAGAAGAAAAAAACCCCAAACCUUUACCCUCAAAACUCUGCUGGCUCUUUACCCAAAGCAUUUUAAAAGCAUCAUCUUGUGAAGCAGUAUUGUAGGAGAUUCAGGUAAUAAUGCUCGUCCUUUUAUGUCACACUGAGGCCCAGUUCUAACAUCAGGAAGGGCAGCACUGACCAUCAGCAGGCUUUACACAGGUUAUAACUGCAGAGAGGAGCAUAACAGCCCCCAGUUUUCUAAGAGGAGAUUAAACCUUGAUUUUGCUUGCUUUUGAAAAGGCAAACCUCUUUGAUAAAAGGAAAACACUGAGAGUAUCUGCUAUGAACAUUUUCCAUGGCAAUUUACAAUGUAUAACUAUUAAAAAGAUAAUUUUUGCAGCAUCUGUUCUGGGUUGUCUGUUUUCUCUGUGUUCUUUUUGCAUUCUUAAAAAUGUAAGUACUUUCCUCAGUUGGUCUUCUUGGCCCAUGUGUGCUGAGUUUACAUCAGUCAAUAAAGAUUAAAACAACAAAGUUAAAUGCUUGCAUAAUACAGCAAUAAGUCUCCUGAGUUUUCAUUUGCCAACAUCUUGUGAAAGGGAAGGAAAAAGACUGUUACCAGGGGGAUAAUACUUUUUUUCAAAAUGUAAGUCACAGUGACCCUGACAAGAGAAAAUAAGCUCCCAAAAGCGUUUAAUGUGUACCAGGUAGUAUCAAAAACCAGGUCACUGUUGAAAGCUCUUCACAGCUAGUCUGCAGAGUACUGUGGCUUAUGGCAACUGACUUCUAUUAAAAGUAGAAGCGAAGACUUCAUGUGAUGUUGGAUUGCACUGUGAUAGUGAUGUAGACGUAGGUCAGAAAAUUUCUGCCUAAGCAUACGUUGCAGGAGGUACUGGUCACUGAGGCCAAAAUGUUUUGUAGAACCGCUUUGGUUGCGAAGGACUUGGAUGCAAGCAAGCCUACUGGGAACAUAGAUAGUUACUCUGACUCUUUGUGGACUGACAUGGUCCUCUCCAGACUUAAAUGUUCCAUUUGUUAAAUUUACAACAAAUUAAAUCAAUUUAUGAUUCAUGGAAAUAACUUCUGAAAUAACAGCAGUUUCCUACUUAAAACUUCUCAGAACAUAUUAAUGAUGCAGUUUCUUCAGUAUGCCACUCUGCCAAAAAGAUGCAUUUUUGUUUGUUUGGGGCUUUGCUUUAAUAAAAGUACUGUAUUUGGACAGCAUCUUUUGCAUCAGAUCUUUCCAAUAUGCCAUACACUUUCCAAUCAAAAAACUAGAAAAAUGCAUUUGAUCUCAGUGAAGCUGGGUCCGGAAGAAGUGUGUUCAUCCUAAUGACAGACCUACCAGCCCCACAAGGUUAGAUGCUUAUUGUUCCAGGAUGGAUAGGCAGAAGAGUGUACGUUUGUGUGUUCGGGGAGCACAUACGAAGACUCUGCUGACAGGUGUGUUAUUUCCAGA
This is a messenger RNA of Athene cunicularia (burrowing owl), 3376 nucleotides long. RefSeq names its product dihydrofolate reductase (gene DHFR). The coding region runs from base 258 to 719 and encodes 153 amino acids. Gene Ontology annotation, molecular function: dihydrofolate reductase activity; NADP binding. The record is from RefSeq and is a predicted model, not a curated record. NCBI's taxonomy places the organism in Eukaryota, Metazoa, Chordata, Aves, Strigiformes, Strigidae. The transcript is spliced from 6 exons. Gene Ontology annotation, cellular component: mitochondrion. Gene Ontology annotation, biological process: folic acid metabolic process; tetrahydrofolate biosynthetic process; glycine biosynthetic process.